This is a messenger RNA of Cuscuta europaea, 729 nucleotides long. NCBI's taxonomy places the organism in Eukaryota, Viridiplantae, Streptophyta, Magnoliopsida, Solanales, Convolvulaceae. The record is from the annotation of a GenBank genome assembly.
GACUUAACUGGUAUACCAUGCAAACAUGCUGUGUGUGCUAUUUGGUUGAAGUAUGGAAGAGGUCCAGUUGAUGCUUACGUGCACCCAUGUUACACAAAAGAAUCAUAUUUGAAGAUAUAUGCUGGCAGUAUAAAGCCAAUGGCAGGCAAAGAUGAGUGGUCUAUUUCUGAUAAAAUUCCCCCACUUCCUCCUGUGUAUUCAGCCAAGCCCGGAAGGCCAAAAAAACUGAGGAGGAAAUCAGCUGUGGAUCUAAGCAAUGAUGGAGUGAGAGUAGCAAGGACACACAUCAAGAUGCAUUGUUCAAAGUGUAGAAAAGAAGGCCAUAAUGCAAGGAGGUGUCCUAAAGAUCCAAAUAACAAAGAGAAUCUGCUUCAACCUAGAAAAAGAAAACCAAAAUCUGCACCAAGGCAUAGUGGAGGAAGUGUUGGUGAAAGUGCUGGUAAUGAGGAUGUGGGAGCACCCAAGGUUUCUGCUUUAGAUGAGGACAACCUUAUGGAUAUCAAUAUGCAAUAUGAAGACUUCCCAUCUUUAGGACUUGAGUUUCCUAUUGUUGUUUCAGUGGAAGAUACUUCAAUGUUCACUCAAGUGAGUGACCAAGAAGCUGAAAAACUAAGUGGCCAAGAUGCUGAAAGAGAGACUGGAGAAGGGACUGAAACCCAAAGUCAGGAUAGUGCUGCAAACCAGAGUGAUGCUAUUGAUGAAAACAAGAUUGAUGAUGUUGACAAAGAC